Molecule: messenger RNA, 629 nt
Organism: Culicoides brevitarsis
Lineage: Eukaryota; Metazoa; Arthropoda; Insecta; Diptera; Ceratopogonidae
Exons: 3
Coding region: 44-529 (161 amino acids)
Source: RefSeq, a predicted model, not a curated record
AGCACUCGGAGGAAGAACUGAUAAAUUUGUAUCUCUGAUCAAAAUGAAUAAAAUUAUUUUUUGCACACUCGUGGCUUUGAUAGUUCCAUUAGUUUCCGAAAUAACAGCAGAGGAAACCAAAUCUCCUGAUCAAAUAACUUUCACAACAACCAAACCUAAAUUGAACAAAGGAUUUAACCCAAAAUUUGUUCGAAUUCUCUCAUCAGAUGAGGUCAAAAAGAGCAAUGACAACGAGAAGGAAAAGAAAGAAACAACUCUGAAAAAAGUCCCCAAAAACAAAUUAGGAAUUGGUCGAUACAGCCCUCGACAUGUUAACAGUCCGAUCCAAAUGAUUUACAAAAUCGAUGAAGUACCUUUGAGUAAAAUUAAACCUUUUGUCGCAUCUGAACCCUACAUGGGCCCAAAACUGAGACUUGCUGAUGGCGCUUAUCCCGUGUAUUACGGAGGAGCCUACACAAACGGAAAAUUCGGAAAGUCAAUUAAGUUUUACAACUUGAGAGAGUUUCGACAAUUGUUCAAGUCGACGUGAAAUUAAUAAAGAAAGGACUUUCUUUGUAUAAGGUGAUGGUUAAAAAUUUAAGUUAAGUGAAAAUGUAAUAAAAACUGCCUAAUUUUAACUGAAUAAUAGU